UUGAAGACGACGUCACCCUCACCAGCAGUUUGUGGAGUCCCUUGCUGCGGCUGAGCCUGCCCCACUGCCAAGAUGAUCCUGACACUGCUGCUCGGCCUCGGAGGGCCCCUGGGCUGGGGGCUGCUGGGGGCCUCGGCCCAGGCCCCAGGUAGCGGGCUCUCGGAUCCACACAACCCAAGGCCGCCUGGGGUCUGGAGGGCGGAGGCUGAGGACACCGGCAGGGACCCCAGCAGAAGUAACUGGUGCCCUUACCAGAAGUCCAGGCUGGUCACCUUUGUAGCUGCUUGCAAAACGGAGAAAUUCCUCGUCCACUCACAGCAGCCAUGUCCACAGGGGACUCUGGACUGCCAGAAAGUCAAAGUCAUGUAUCGCAUGGCACACAAGCCGGUGUACCAGGUCAAGCAGAAGGUGCUGGCCUCCGUGGCCUGGAGGUGCUGCCCCGGCUUUGCGGGCCCUGACUGCCAGCACCAUGAUCCCACGGCAAUCCCUGAGCCUGAAGAUCUAGGUGAUGGCCUCCAGGAGCCUUGGGAUGGGCCAGUCGGCUUUGAACCUGGCCACCCGGCGGCUGCGCCCAGCAACAUCAUGGAGCGGCAGGAACACUUGCUGGGAGAUCUCCAGAAUGACAUUCACCAGGUGGCAGACGGCCUCCCGGGCCAGUGGAAGGCCCUGGCAAGCAAUCUCACAGCUGCCACGAUCGAGGCAAAUCAGACAGAGCCUGAGGCGCCUGGCAGAUCCUUGGAGCAAGUGCUACUGCCCCACGUGGACGCCUUCCUACAGGUGCAUUUCAGCCCCAUGUGGAGGAGCCUCAACCAAAGUCUGCACAGCCUCUCCCAAGCCAUAAGAAACCUGUCUCUUGAUGUGGAGGCCAACCAACAGGCCAUCAAGGGGGUCCAGGAGAGCUCGGUGGCCAGGGCUGACUUCCAGGAGCUUGGGGCCAAAUUUGAGAGCAAGGUCCAGGAGAACGCCCAGAGAGUGGGGCAGUUGCGGCAGGACGUGGAGGAACGCAUGCACGCCCAGCACCUCUCCCUGCAGCAGUCGCUCUCCCAGGUCGAGGCGGACGUGGACGCCAAGUUGAAGAGGUUCCUUAAGGCCCAGGAGCCGGUGGGGGCCAACGGCAGCCUGGUCCCGGCCGCGGCAGGGGCAGGGGCAGGGGCAGGGGCCAGGCCAGAGCCGGAGAGCCUGCAGGCCAGGCUGGGCCAGCUGCAGAGGAACCUGUCGGCGCUGCACACGGCCGCCGGCCGCAGGGAAGAGGAGUUACAGAGCACCCUGGCGGACAUGAGGGCCACGCUGGCGCAGCACGUGGAUGAAAUCAAGGAGCUGUAUUCGGAGUCCGAUGAGACCUUCGAUCAGAUCAGCAAGGUGGAGCGGCAGCUGGAGGAGCUGCAGGUGAACCACACGGCGCUGCGCGAGCUGCGCAUCAUCCUGAUGGAGAAAUCGCUGAUCAUGGAGGAGAACAAGGAGGAGAUGGAGCGGCAGCUCCUGGAGCUCAACCUCACCCUCCAGCACCUGCAGGGCGGCCACGCCGACCUCAUCAAGUACGUCAAGGACUGCAACUGCCAGAAGCUCUACUUCGACCUGGACGUCAUCCGCGAAGGCCAGAGGGACACCACGCGCGCCCUGGAGGAGGCGCAGGUGAGCCUGGACGAGCGGCACCAGCGCGACGGCUCGUCCCUGCAGGCCCUGAGCGGCACGGUGGCGGCGCUGUCGCGGGCGGUGGACGCGCAGUCCACCCCGGCGGGGCUGGCGCAGGAGCUGGAGCGCCUGGACGCCGACCUCCGGCGGGUGGGCCUGUGCUGCGAGGCUUCGGGGGCCUCCCCCCGCAACCGCUCCCUCGAGGGCCUCCACGAGGCGCUGGCCGCCACCGAGCGCGACUUGGAGCACCACCAGCGCCUCUUCCACAGCCUCUUCGGAAACUUCCAAGGGCUUGUGGCUGCCAACGUCAGCCUGGACCUGGGGAAGCUGCAGACCAUGCUGAGCAGGAAAGGGAAGAGGCAGAAGGGUCCGGAAGCUCCCCGGAGGAGGGACAGGAAGCAAGCGGAGACUUGGACGGAUGAGCCUGUCCAAAGGCGGGUGCUCUGGGAGGCAGGCUCCCCUGUGGCCUUCUAUGCCGGCUUUUCAGAAGGCACGGCUGUGCUGCAGACAGUCAAGUUCAACGCCACUUACAUCAACAUUGGCAGCAGCUACUUCCCUGACCAUGGCUACUUCCGAGCCCCUGAGCGUGGGGUCUAUCUGUUUGCGGUGAGCGUUGAAUUUGGCCCGGGGUCAGGCGCCGGGCAGCUGGUGUUUGGAGGUCACCAUCAGACCCCUGUCAGUUCCACCGAGGAGGGGAGGGGUAGAAGCACGGCCACGACCUUCGCUAUGGUCGAGCUGCAGAAAGGCGAGAGGGUGUGGUUUGAGUUAACCCAGGGAUCAGUCAUCAAGAGAAACCCACCAGGCACUGCAUUCGGGGGAUUCCUGAUGUUCAAGACCUGAACGCCGGGCACAGCCCUGACCAGACGUCGUGGACUCACCCAGCUCUCCUUGGCCUGGAGCUCUGGCCAGGGUUGGUCUGGAGACCAUCCAGUUGGUCUAGCUCUUCCUGGAAAACUUCUGCAAAGACGAUGCGGUGUUUGGGGCCUUCCUCUAGAUACACUGGGUUUGCCUGUUUCUUAAUGACGAGAAGAACUGGAAGGCUUCUGUCUGGGCAGAACCUGGCCCGGGGAAGUGUGAACCUUAGCUUGGCGUGCCGUCUGAGGCAGGAUGGCAUCGUGGGCUUCAGCUCUUUGCCACACCCUGGGUCCUGCAGCUUCUUUGGUGUGUUGCUCCUCCUGUGGUUGGAAACUUUAGAACUUUCUCCCACUUCUUCUCCCUAAUCUUAUGCUAGAAAAUCAUUCCUCCCCAGAAGGACUAUGUUUAAAAUGGAGGCGACAUCUUGGACAAUGUUGGAAACCAGUCUCCACCCACUACAGGACAGUAGGAGAAAACCGACCUGUUUGGCUUCUAUUAGAAAUGGGGACAAAGGCCUCGUUGAGUUAACCAAAGGAAACAAAAUUCCCUUUCCCUCAGUUUCGGUCCUUCCUCGAAUUUAUCUGUAACCUUAAUUCCACUUCUUUUUCUCCUUGCCUCCACAUGAUAAAGACGAAGACAUGCCAAAACAUGAACUAAAAUGUGUACAGCCUUCACCCUUUUUACUUCCUCCACUCGCUGAUGACCAUCCUCAUUCUCAUGAGCAUCUCUAACCAGGAAGGAGGCUGAGGGAGGUAGGGAAGGACGAUUGUCAAAAUCUCCUUCGGUAAUGAUCAGCUCUGGAAUAAAGCAAUGCCCUUCAAAUCUC
Messenger RNA from Leptonychotes weddellii (Weddell seal), 3313 nucleotides. The record is from RefSeq and is a predicted model, not a curated record. Lineage: Eukaryota; Metazoa; Chordata; Mammalia; Carnivora; Phocidae.